AUGGCUCAAAAGCACUUACACGAGCUCCUGGAAGAAGACCAAGAGCCAUUCCUUCUCAAGAACUACAUUGCUGACAGACGCUGCCGGCUCAAAGGGCCUUCACCCAAGACCCAGUUACAAGCUGUCAAGAAACGAAAAUCCAUAUCCAAAACGCCGAGCUUUCCUGGAAGCUUCUGCAAAAACGCUUGCUUUCUCUCCUUCCACGACUCCCCGGACCUCAGGAAAUCUCCACUCUUCGAAUUUUCAUCUCCGGCCAAGAGCCCUUGUAGAAGCCCAAAUGCCAUUUUCCUCCACAUUCCUGCCAAAACGGCAGCUAUUCUUCUUGAAGCUUCUCUGAGAAUUCAGAAACAGUCAUCAGCUUCAAAAUCCAAAACCCAAAACAAAAACCAUGGAUUUGGUUUAUUUGGGUCAAUAGUAAAGAGACUGACCCAUUGGGGCAGAAAUCGCGAGAUUGAAGGCGAUAGAAUUAACGUCUCAGUGAAGGACAUUCUGAAAUGGGAUUCAUCAGUUUGCCGAACUUCCAACGAAAACCUGAAAAGAAUGCACAAAAAAACAGUGGCCAUGGAGGAAAAAAGUGCUUCCGAUAAAAGUGCCAGUGAGACAACCUAUUCUUGUUCUUGUAAUGGUAGGCCUAGUAGUGCGAUUUGGUCAGAAAGUAACGAGGAAAGGUCUUUGGACCUCGAUUUCUCAAGUAGUAGCCAAUCCGUGGACUCUGAAGUCAUUGAAUUGUUAACCAAACGGAGAGAAGAUGCAGAUUUCUCUUGCUGCGACAAACAAUUUUGCGAAAGCCCUUUCCGUUUCGUGCUCCAAAGAAGUCCAUCGCUCGGUCGUCGGACCCCGGAGUUCACGUCACCUGCGGUAUCCCUAGUCGUCACAAAAGAGAGCUUGGGGAUAGAAGUCAACAACCAAGAAUUAUGA
Messenger RNA from Juglans microcarpa x Juglans regia, 918 nucleotides. RefSeq lists its product as uncharacterized. The coding region runs from base 1 to 918 and encodes 305 amino acids. Lineage: Eukaryota; Viridiplantae; Streptophyta; Magnoliopsida; Fagales; Juglandaceae. The transcript has 2 exons. The record is from RefSeq and is a predicted model, not a curated record.